This is a messenger RNA of Paramecium tetraurelia, 1371 nucleotides long. RefSeq lists its product as uncharacterized. The record is from RefSeq and is a predicted model, not a curated record. NCBI's taxonomy places the organism in Eukaryota, Ciliophora, Oligohymenophorea, Peniculida, Parameciidae. Gene Ontology annotation, molecular function: protein binding. The transcript is spliced from 12 exons.
AUGAAGAAUCAAUUAUAGAAUUUGAUAAAGCUAUUGAAUUAAAUCAUAAUUAUUCUUAAUACUAUUGCAAUAAAGGUUGAAAUCCAUAAAUAAUUUAAUUAGGAUAAGCAUUAUACAAUUUAAAGAAAUAUGAAGAAUCAAUUAAAGAAUAUGAUAAAGCAAUUGAAUUAAAACCAAGCUAUGAUGUUUACUAUAACCGUAAAGGAUAAGCAUUAUACUAUUUAAAGAAAUAUGAAGAAUCAAUUAUAGAAUUUGAUAAAGCAAUUAAAUUAAAUCAAAAUUAUUCCUUAAUACUAUUGCAAUAAAGGAAAUGCUUUAUGCAAUUUAAAGAAAUAUGAAGAAUCAAUUAUAGAAUAUGAUAAAGCAAUUGAAUUAAAUCCAAAUUAUGAUGAUUACUAUAAUAGUAAAGGAUUAGCAUUAUAAGAGUUAUAUAAAUAUGAAGAAUCAAUUAUAGAAUUUGAUAAAGCAAUUAAAUUAAAUCCAAAUUAUGAUGAUUACUAUAAUAGUAAAGGAUAAGCAUUAUAAAAUUUAAAGAAAUAUGAAGAAUCAAUUAUAGAAUUUGAUAAAGCAAUUGAAUUAAAUCCAAAUUAUGAUGAUUACUAUAAUAGUAAAGGAAAUGCUUUAUGCAAUUAAAAGAAAUAUGAAGAAUCAAUUAUAGAAUAUGAUAAAGCAAUUGAAUUAAAUCCAAAUUAUGCUGAAUACUAUAAUAGUAAAGGAUAUGCCUUAUACAAUUUAAAAAAAUAUGAAGAAUCAAUUAUAGAAUAUGAUAAAGCAAUUGAAUUAAAUCCAAAUGAUGAUGAUUACUAUAAUAUUAAAGGAAAUGCUUUAUGCAAUUUAAAGAAAUAUGAAGAAUCAAUUAUAGAAUAUGAUAAAGCAAUUGAAUUAAAUCCAAAUUAUGAUGAUUACUAUAAUAGUAAAGGAUUAGCAUUAUAAGAGUUUUAUAAAUAUGAAGAAUCAAUUAUAGAAUUUGAUAAAGCUAUUGAAUUAAAUCAAAAUUAUUCUUAAUACUAUUGCAAUAAAGGAUAAGCAUUAUGCAAUUUAAAGAAAUAUGAAGAAUCAAUUAUAGAAUAUGAUAAAGCAAUUGAAUUAAAUCCAAAUUAUGAUGAUUACUAUAAUAGUAAAGGAUUAGCAUUAUAAGAGUUUUAUAAAUAUGAAGAAUCAAUUAUAGAAUUUGAUAAAGCUAUUGAAUUAAAUCAAAAUUAUUCUUAAUACUAUUGCAAUAAAGGAUAAGCCUUAUUCAAUUUAAAGAAAUAUGAAGAAUCAAUUAUAGAAUUUGAUAAAGCAAUUAAAUUAAAUCCAAAUGAUGCUGACUCCCAUUUUAAUAAAGGUGUUAACAAUGAAGUAUUUAAAUAGGACAAGCCUUAUACAUGA